AUUACAGCAAAUUCUGAAGGCAGCAUCGAUAAAAUUCUUUCCCCGCCACGGUUCUUCUCAUCAAUCUGUGUCAACAACCAUCAACUUGCCAGAAUUUGGAGCUUUUGAGAAAUUUCCCCUCAAAAUUAUCUUACAGUUUCUUGCAAUUCUGUGUACGCUGCUCAAAUCUGGGCUGUGUUUCUAAGCUGGAGAGAAUAUGUGGUGUAUUUGAUUGUGUUCAAUUCUCGGAGAAUGAAAUCAGCAAGAGUUAUUUCUGACAUUUCCAAUCUUCAAGGCUAGAGAAUUAUCCUGAUUUGGUUUGAAUUCGAUGGCGAUGCGCGGAGAUUGCUUUCUGGCAUUGUUUUUCUGUUAUGCAGUUGUUUCGGAGGUGACCAAUGCGUCGCUUUGGGAUUCAAGAAAGUUGUUAGACCCGGCUUCAAAAGAUAACUCUACCGGAACGUCACCUGUUUUGCCUCUCAUCAGUCCGAAUUCUUCUACGAAUCACUCGGAUUCUGCACCCGUUGAUGGAAAGAAGCAACGUGAAUCACCCCCGCCUGCACCGAACAACUCAUCGUCUAAUCUGGAUUCGAAAGGACUCAAUAAUUCGAGUUCUGGUAGUUCGCAUAAUGUUAGCGAGGCUGGUAAUGGUAAGCCUUUGGACACAAACAAGGGAAACAGGACUGAAGGCGGUCUUCAAUCAAGUAAUCGUGAAAUUUGUGAUGGUGUACCCGACAACAAGAAGUGCAGGGACCAGAAGAAGUUGGUUGCUUGCAUUCAAAGUAAUAUAAUUGAGUCCAAAGAUUUGGCUGUUCUAGUCCUGAACAAAGGAGAAGAUACGCUAGAUGUGAAUGUUACUGGAGGAAACUUUUUCAAGGGGCUUAAGAUUUUAAAACAUCAUUCAAAAAGGAUCACCAUUCCACUGACGACCUUAAAAGACACGAAAUUAGUAUUAGAUGCUGGAAAUGGGGAAUGUGUGCUUUACACAAGCCCUCUUGUUUCUGGAGAAGACCUUUUUCUGCAUCUCCCUUCAUUUGACCAGCUAGUAACACCAGUCAACGGUGCUUACUUCUUAAUUCUUGCAGUCCUAAUCUUUGGGGGGUCCUGGGCUUGCUUCAAGCUUAGGAGGAGACAAGCGGGCGGUAUCCCAUAUCAAGAGCUUGAAAUGGCACUGCCAGAAUCUUCCUCAGCUGUCAAAGUUGAAACUGCUGAAGGUUGGGAUCAGGGUUGGGAUGAUGACUGGGAUGAAGAAAACGCUGUGAAAUCGCCAGGGGGACGCCAUAUUGGAAGCAUUUCAGCUAAUGGCCUUACUGCUAGACCCAACAAAGAUGGGUGGGAGAAUGAUUGGGAUGUUUAGUUAAUCAAGCAACCAUAAGAGAACAAAACUUUCUGGUCCCUCGACAAUCAAGCAACCAUGAAAGGGGACAAUGUGAAGCACAUAAUGUUACCACUGAGGUCAUUCCCUGGUUGAAUGUAAACCUUCCUCCCAUUUCUGAUUAGAUUAUAGAAUUUGUAGCUAUCUCAUCCUCUGUCAGAAGCCAUAAUAGCCGAUCUGGUCCAUACAAGUUUUUGGGUUUGUUUUGGUGGGAUGUAGAAUGCAUGUCUCUUUAUGCUUUUUCCUUUUUCCUUUUUCCUUUUUUGAAUUCCUACUUUAAGAAUACAGUUCCCAUAUUUUUACACGAUAGCUUACAAUAUAUAAAUGUUCAUGUAAAAUUAUGAUGGUGUCUGCCAUUACAAAACCUUGCCAAGAGAACCGUAAAUAACACAAUGCACACUCUUCUGGAUUA
Messenger RNA from Cucurbita pepo subsp. pepo (vegetable marrow), 1763 nucleotides. RefSeq lists its product as uncharacterized. The record is from RefSeq and is a predicted model, not a curated record. Lineage: Eukaryota; Viridiplantae; Streptophyta; Magnoliopsida; Cucurbitales; Cucurbitaceae.